AUGGAACUAGUUUAUUUGUUAAUAUGUUCUGUUCUUUGGUUAUCCUACGAACUAUAUGGGUAUUUAACUGUUCCGGUGUUAGAGAUUGUUAAUUUCUUGAAAGUGAAAACACCAUAUGCGACAAAAGUAUCUAUUGAUAGAAUUGGUAAACAUUCUAUUACAAUACAUUGGGAGAAUGAACCUGAAUUUAAGAGAAAGGAUAAUACAGAUGGGAAUGCAGAAUUAGAUGAUGGCGGGAAGAUAUCCCACUAUCUGCUGUAUUUGAAUAAUAAACAAUUGUGUAUUUUUUCAAAUGCAUCCGAUGCAAUGUACACAUGUUGUUCGAUUAAUGGUUUAAUUGCCAAUGAAGAGUAUAGAUUAGACUUCAUUACUGUGAAUAAACUUGGAUUCAUUAAUCGAUUACCAACAAUAUAUUGCAUGACCAAAGAUGAAAAUUUUAAUGAUUUUAGUAACAAAAUUGAAAAAACUACAAAUAACAAUUGGAAACGAAACGCUACGAUUUUAAUUGACAGCAGCCCUUCAGGGUCUGCAUCUUCUGAAAACAAUAAUCAUGAAAAUGAUAAUAAUGACACAAAUAACCCUAAUAGUUUUCAGCAUUUAAAUGAAAAUAUUCCAUCUUAUAACAGAUUAAUGAACUUAGAAGAUCUGGAGGAUUUGACUAUUCCUGAAUUACGGAGAAUUUUAAUAUCCUCUCAAGAAGAUCUCCACCAUAUAACCUCUCAAAGAACCAGAAUCCUUGAAGAUUUCCAUGAUACGAAAAUGCAAUUAGAACAAGAACUAGAAAGUUUAAGGACUAACUGGCAUCAUGAAAUGGAAUUAAGAAAAUCGUUAAAAUUUAAUAUAAAAUCUCUAGAAAAUUCAAAAGCCUUGCAUGAGCUCAAAUUAAAUAAGCUUCAUAAGAAUAUUACAAUUUCAAAAGAAAAGAGCCAGAAAAUGGAAAAAGAUAUGUUACGUUGGGAAAAUGAUGCAUCAAAUUUAGAUGAUCUAAAUAAAACAUAUUCAGAAAAAAAUUUGGUUAUUAAAAAUGAUAUUGAACAAACUAUAAAAAAAAUUAAUUUAUUAGAGAAUGAAAUCGCUGAUUAUGAAUUGAUUAACAAAAAUCUGAAUAAAUCUAACAAUAAAAUGCUGAACAAGAAAGAACUAAAGGAAAUAUUGAAAGAACUAGAUGCAUCUAUUUCGGAUGAAACAGGUUUGCUAUCAUCCGAUGGACAAAUUAUUUUAUCAAAAUUAACCAAUUCUUCAAGUUUUUAUAAUUUGAUUACUGAUCAAUUAAAUACGGAUUCCAAGUUGAAUUCCAUUUGGAACAGUAAGCAAAAAGAUUAUAUGAAAAGGCUUGCUAUUUUAAAUCUAAAUUACAAGCAAGUUUGUUUAACAAACUCACAAUUGAGAUCUAAAAUAAUGAUAAAUCCAUAUUCUCAAAAUGGUAACAUUACUUCCCAACAAUCUAGGAAGUCUAUUUCUUCAUCAAACGUGAACAGCAACGUUAACUCGAAUUCAAAUAUAGCAUUGAAUAAUUCGGAAAAUGAAUCCACUAAACUAACUGGUUUGGGUAUUAUGGAAAAUUCAGACGUGACAUUGCAAACAGCAGAAUCAUUCUCUAACACCAUAUCUAAUACUUUAGGUACUGAUUCACAAACACAAUCAAAAGACUCGAGAAGAGAAUUUUUAUUAUCUUCACAACUAAAUAAUUCCAUCAAUGGCCAGUUCAAUCAGUACAGUAUACCAACUACUGCUACUAUUACCGCUAAUGCUACUGCUGUCAAGAGUAGUUCACUUUCAGGCAUAGCAUCUGAUUUAUUAGUGGAUGAUCUAUCCAAUCAAAGAAACACUUUUGUUGAAGAAACUAAUAAUGAGAGCAAGAAAGACAUGGUUAAUGGUCAAAAGUUUGAAUAUGAAAAUAAUUAUCAUGUAAUUACAGGUUUGCAAGAUUUGGUAUAUGAGGACACCGAUAAUGAAGACAAAAUCAGCAACUACUCGAAAGGUUUUACUACAGAUCAAUUGGAUAACUACUGGUUCAAUGCUAAAGAUAGGCCAAAAGAAUUUAUGAGACCGAGCAUAACAAAUUCUUUCCCAAUGACCCCAUCUCCUCAUCAAACAGCAUUUGCAUUCAGUAAUGCUAACGACUUUAUUUCGCCCAUCUCCUCUAACACCAUGCCCUUUAAUUCCUACAUUAGAAACGUCUCAUCGAAUUCGAACACUGCUAACAAUAUGUAUCAUCCGGCCAAUAAUCUUUCCUCAGGGAAUCUAUUUAUGUCGGGAUCCAUGGGAGAUAACAUAAGUAGUCAACCAUACCGUGAUCCUAUGCUUUUAUCGAAUCCAAAUAUAUUCCAAGGCCCGUCUGAAACCGCAGGGUUACUCUCAUCAUCGGUUCCUCCAAUUAGCGACAUGGCUAUGUUCAAUCCAUUACAAGACAAGAAUAGUUUGAUGUUAAAUGGAGACGACAAUGAGUUCAUCGACGGGUAUCCCUUGCAGUCAUCUAAUUCGAUAACCAUUGGAUCCCGUUCCAGAUCUCAAACGAAUGGUCAAUCUUCGAAUAACCUAAUAUGGAACCCUUCCAAUGAAAGUGAAAAGAGCACCACUGAUAAGAAGAACCCAAGUGUCAAGAAGAAAAAGAAAAAGUUCUUCAAAAAGUAA
Messenger RNA from Tetrapisispora phaffii CBS 4417, 2634 nucleotides. It is a transcript of the gene GTA1, whose product is annotated as Gta1p. NCBI's taxonomy places the organism in Eukaryota, Fungi, Ascomycota, Saccharomycetes, Saccharomycetales, Saccharomycetaceae. The coding region runs from base 1 to 2634 and encodes 877 amino acids. The record is from RefSeq and is a predicted model, not a curated record. The transcript has a single exon. Gene Ontology annotation, molecular function: protein binding.